Molecule: messenger RNA, 393 nt
Organism: Rhinocladiella mackenziei CBS 650.93
Lineage: Eukaryota; Fungi; Ascomycota; Eurotiomycetes; Chaetothyriales; Herpotrichiellaceae
Exons: 3
Coding region: 1-393 (130 amino acids)
Biological process (GO): transmembrane transport
Molecular function (GO): transmembrane transporter activity
Source: RefSeq, a predicted model, not a curated record
AUGCUUCACCUGGAGGAGCAUGUGUCGGACGCCCGAUCACCCGAAAGAGUCUUUACAUGGACUUUAACUCUAGCUGUGGUGGCCUUGGCGUUCAGUUUCGUCGAUUCGUUAGCUAUAUACCUUAUGGCGGUGACUAUAAUCACAGAUAUUAACACUGAUGUUGGGCCUAGCCCAUCAUACUCUUGGAUCGCUUCAUCCUAUACUGUCGCUUAUGCCGUCUCUUCUGUACUCUAUGGUUCUUUAGCCGACGUAUUCGGGCGGAGAUGGUUCGCGGUGUCGACUGGUCUAUUCCUUGGAUUAGGUGGUCUUAUUGCAGCAUUGGCUCAGAAUGUUGGGACUGGUGAGUCAGUGCACGUUUCAUGGAGGACUACAAUCGCCAACAUUACCAAGUGA